Messenger RNA from Linum trigynum, 800 nucleotides. The record is from the annotation of a GenBank genome assembly. NCBI's taxonomy places the organism in Eukaryota, Viridiplantae, Streptophyta, Magnoliopsida, Malpighiales, Linaceae.
GUUAGGGUUUCAAUUGCACAUCUGGUGUUAAGGGGACGGCGCCAUUGUAUUGCCACGGCUUCGCAGAAGAAUAGAGGACCAGUGGUUACAAUAAGCUGCAGCAAGAAGAGGGCGUUUAAGCGGACCAAAUGUUCUCUGUGUUGGGAGCGGAAGAGUCAAGGGGUCUGAGAUCCAGAGAAUCGACCAUUGUUAGGGAGAGAGAUACGGAGUGGGAAAAGUAUCGGGGGAGGGAUGCUUAUUCUUUUUGCAGGUCUGAAGCGGAGGAGUUGUCCAUCGGCGGCGGCGAAGCGAGAGGGGAGUGCAGACGUCAGGUUCUCUUGGGAUCAAAGGUCGUGUCAGUAUGCAAAGAAUGGAGAUUCAGGCAGAUGCAGUAUAGACUUCAGACGGGGGAAGGAAGCAAGAAAUGGUUCGUGGUGCUCAAUAACGAGCUCAUCUCUUGGCUCCACGGAUGUUUACAGACAGCGGAAAUGAAGGAGUGGUUAUUCCCAAAGUCUUGCAUUAAGAAAAGCGGUUCGUGAUCUAUCCAUAUUGGUAGAGGAAGUAACCGUCGGGGAAUGUUUUUACAGAUUUCAGAGCAAUCCAGGAGGAACAGAUACUUCAAAAUUAAUAUCCCUGCAACAGGAGGCGGAUGGGCGCCGUUAACAAGAUUACUUCAGGAUUUUUACACUUACGAGCUUCUCUCGAGAAUUCCUCUAUCAAGAGCGGUGGCUCAAUCCGUUGGCUUCAUCUUCCGGGGACCGAAGUUUGAAACUUUGCAGCAAGUCUUACGUACGCCGAAGCAAUUAAAGGUACUGGGUUUU